AUGGAGGGAAUGGAUGAUAGCAUAGAACAGCCAACGGACGACAUACAAGAAAGUGUGAGCGACAUAACGGUCAAUUAUUUUAACACUGUGACAACAGAGUAUGCUGAAGACAAAAUAUUAAAGAAUGCAAAAGUUCAAAUGAAGCAAAUAAUGGACUUAUUGCCAGAACCAUAUAAAUCUAAUCUUAGAAUUGAAGAACGAAGGGAAGUGAAGGACAGAAUUGUCCAACUUUUUUCCGCUGUACAGCAAAUGUACGGCAUCCUUUCUGAGCUAAGAACAGAAAAGGAGGAUCAAAACAGGAUUCCUCUAAAUAUAAUAGAAACAUUAAAUGAAAUUAAAGCAAAUACCCAACCAGGCAACUCAGGGAAUAAUCCCCAAAGCUACGCUGAAGUAGUAAGAGCUAACUUAACUCCACAAAAACUACAAAGCCAAAACACAAAAGAUAUAAACAAAAACAAAGAAAUAGAGAACAGCAGUGCUGUAUUAAUCUAUCCCAUUAAUGAGGAGGAAGAAAUGACAACAAAUAUGGAUACAAUCCUGAGGAAAAUAAAAGAGGAAAUCCAACCAAAACAAUUAAAAAUAAAGGUCAAGGGUAUCAAACCGGUUAAAGGAAAUGGGCAAUGUAUCACAGUGGGGAGCAAGGAAGAAGGGGAAAGGCUUAAGACAGCAAUUGAAGGGAUAGAAGAGUUAGAAAAUAAAAUCAAAUGUAAAAUCUCGGGUAAAAGACAACCAAGAGUCAUCUUACUGAAUAUUCCCAACUGUAUUUCAGAUAAUGAAAUUAUUAAAACAAUGAUAAAACAAAACGAUAUCUGGAAUAACACAGACGAAUCCAAGGUCGAAGAAAACAUCAGAUUAACAUCUAGUCUUAAGAGCAAAAAAGAUGAAGAUAAAUAUAGACAUGUAGUGCUAACCGUUACCCCUGCAAUCAGAAAUUCUUUAUUAAAAAGCAAGACAAUAGCAAUUUCAUGGAGUAUAAUUAGAGUCGAUGACUUUAUACCAAUACAGAGAUGUUUUCAAUGCUGCGGCUUUGGGCAUUGGGCAAGAGAUUGCAAAGAGCAACAGAAAUGCAGCCAUUGUAUGAAAAGACACAGAUACAACGAGUGUAAUUUAAAGCAUACAAUACCAUCAUGUACUAACUGUAAAAAAUUAAACAAAGAGUUGCCUCCAGACAAGAAACAUUCAACCAAUCAUAAUGCGUUUAGCAAAGAUUGCCCAACAUUACAAAAACUGAAGGCACAAAUAAUAAAACGAAUAGAUUAUGGACAGUAAUCUUUAUCAAAACAAAACACAGUCAAAAACAACAAACAAAGGUCAGCAAUUUAAUCAUACAAGGAAAACAACAAAUUCAACGGAUUUGAAAAUUAUUCAACUUAAUGCCCAAAAAGCAAAAGCUCCAAGCUCCAUCUUAGUACAUAAAGCAAACGAACUUAAUAUAGACAUCAUUCUUAUACAGGAGCCAUACGCAGUAAAUAAAGAAGUUGUAUGCCUAGGGAACUGGAAAUUAUUGUACAAGAAAGGUAACAACAUCCCGAAAAGUUGCAUAGGUGUAAGAAAUGACAAUUUAGAUAUUGCCCUUAUCCCAAGUCUAUCAGAUGAUAUUAUAACAACAGCAGUGUUGCACUGUGAUCAGGACAUUUUCAUAAUCAAUGCUUACUUAUCACCAUAUAUGAAAGAUGAGAAAGGGGUGGAAGAAAUAAGUAAAAUUUUAAGAAAGUUAAACACAAAAAAUAUAAUAGUUGCCGGGGAUAUCAACGCCAAGUCGGCGAUUUGGUAUAAUGAAAUAGAGGACAAUAGGGGACGAUUGAUAGCUGAUAUGAUGGAAGAGCACGACUUGAUAUCGGUAAACAUGUCUGAUCAUCCGACGUUUUUCACCACACGGGCUAAGGGAUGGACAGAUGUGUGUUUGGUUACUAGUGAAUUAGCGCAAAGUGUAAUAGACUGUGAAACUCUCCUAACUAAUACAGCUAGUGAUCAUAGAUUUAUUAUGACUCAAAUCAACAGAGUGAGAACUGAUAUUAAUUAUGGCUAUAUUAGUUCAAAACAUAUAAACUGGGAGCUGUACAGGAAAACUUUUAAUGAAAUAUGGUCAAACCACGAUUACCCAAAAAUUAAAAAUGUCAAUGAUAUAGAUAACUAUGUAAAAAUCUUAACAACAGACAUUCAACAAGCAAGAGAUAGAGCAAGGAAAACAAC
Centruroides sculpturatus (bark scorpion) is the source of this 2193-nucleotide messenger RNA. RefSeq lists its product as uncharacterized. Lineage: Eukaryota; Metazoa; Arthropoda; Arachnida; Scorpiones; Buthidae. The transcript has a single exon. Gene Ontology annotation, molecular function: zinc ion binding; nucleic acid binding. The coding region runs from base 1 to 1269 and encodes 422 amino acids. The record is from RefSeq and is a predicted model, not a curated record.